Sorghum bicolor (sorghum) is the source of this 2159-nucleotide messenger RNA. RefSeq names its product activating signal cointegrator 1 complex subunit 1. NCBI's taxonomy places the organism in Eukaryota, Viridiplantae, Streptophyta, Magnoliopsida, Poales, Poaceae. Gene Ontology annotation, molecular function: RNA binding. Gene Ontology annotation, cellular component: nucleus. The coding region runs from base 188 to 1771 and encodes 527 amino acids. The transcript has 14 exons. The record is from RefSeq and is a predicted model, not a curated record. Gene Ontology annotation, biological process: DNA alkylation repair; regulation of DNA-templated transcription.
AAAAAGUAAACGGCCAAAAAAAAAAAAACAGCCACGGUCGCUGCAGGAUCGACGACAACAAUCGCCGUUAUUAGCAGUUAACCGGAGCAGCAGCACGUCCCCUCGCCGCCGCGCCCGAUCCAGCCGCGUGUCCGCCGGGCUGUCGGUCACCGAGCUCGCCAAAUCUUUCCACGGCUCGAGGCCGCCCAUGUUCGUCUGCAGGUCACUCCUCGCAAGGUGCGUCCCGAUUCACUCCUCUCCCCUACGGCCUACCUUCCUACCCGCCGCAUCCUCCUACAGUCCUGCUAACGAGGCUAGUCGGCUCACUCCGCCUGCGAUUCCAUGCGCCGCCAGUUCGCCAAUUCGUUACCUCCACCAGGGAUCAGUUUGUCGAAAUAAGGUGGCCUCAUUUGUGAUGGAAGGGCCACAAGGAUCAAGCAAUGUGACAAAACACAAUAAAAGAAAGUCUCCUGUGCAGAGAUGGAGGCCGGUUUCAACAGAAGCAGUUCCCCAGAAAGAUGACAUUACCGAGACAUCAAAUUCUGGAAGCAAGAAAAUUAUAGAGGAUUGCAUAGCUUCUAGUGAGAGUUUGGCAUCAGAUGGAACAACCAAUGUUGUUGAAGUUACCACCAACGAUGCUUCAUCGUCAAAAUAUAACUUAAGUUUGGAAUACAGUUCAACUAAAGUAGUUAUAGAAGACAAUGUGGAGGUAUUUGGCUUCAAUAAGGAUCUAGUUGUAUCCAAUGUCUCCGGGACGUAUUCCUCCUCUAUUGAGGUAGAUACUCCUUUGAUACGCUUUGUGAAAGGAAAGGGUGGGUCUACGCAGAAGCAGAUUGAAGAGGAUACUGGAGUUAAAAUUAUCUUCCCAUCAUCAAGAGAGGGGACUUCUGUUGUCCUUGAAGGUAAAAGUGCUGAAAGUAUUAGAAAAGCAUCACAGAUGAUUGCAGAUGUUCUUGAAGAGGCUGUUAAAAGUCGACAGCUCGACUACUCUCAUUUCAUAUCACUUCCAUUGGCUCUCCACCCAUAUCUUGUCGACAAACUGAACCACUUCCAGAGUUCAAUCCUUGGGGAAGAAGACAGUGACAAAGAUGAGAGCCGAAGUGAAGGUUCUAUUGAUGAAAUGGAUGAUGACCGCAAGCAAGUGGAUGGCUCAAGUGUUUCCAUCAAGCGGCAAGUUCAAGAAGAAGAGUCUGCUGAAGCAAAAAUGGGUAGCAAAGGCUCCCAAUCAGAUUUUGGCAUUGACAAGUCAAUAUUUAUCAAACCGAAAACAUUUCACCUGACGGUUCUUAUGUUGAAGUUGUGGAACAAGGAUCGUAUAGCUAAGGCCGCGGAUGUGCUCCAGUCAGUAUCUACCAAAGUAAAUGAAGCUUUGGAAAAUCGACCUAUCUCCAUACAGCUUAGAGGUCUGACAUGCAUGAAAGGUUCUCCAGCUAAGGCUCGGGUGGUAUAUGCUCCAGUGCUGGAAGUUGGUGGCGAAGGGCGCCUAGCACGUGCUUGUAAAGUCAUAACUGAUGCCUUUGUCAAGUCAGGUCUAGUUUUUGAAAGGGACGCAAGAGAACUGAAGUUGCACGCAACCGUAAUGAACGUGCGGCAUAGGAAGAGUAGAAAUAAACGGAACCCAUGGAAGGACUCGUUUGAUGCCCGGGAUAUAUUCAGGAAAUACGGGAACGAGGAGUGGGGCGAAUAUCCCAUCCAUGAGGUUCACCUUUCUCAGAGGUUCAAGUUUGACAAAAGUGGAUACUACUAUUGCUGCUCGUCGAUCCCCUUGCCUGCAGAGAUGCACACAGAGUGAGGUUUGUAGCUGUGAUCAUGUUUUAGGGUUGUUGCAUAAUAAUAAUUAAAAAAAACUGCAGUUCAUGAGGCGUUUAACUUUGUUAUCAGUGGUAUGCCCUUAGGGCAGGUGUUACGGUGUAUCAAUUGUUUUGAAUCACCGAUGGGCAGGUGUAUCUACUGUCUUGAGUCACCUAUAUGAGCCAUGUGUUGUCGUUGGAUGGAUGGUGUUGUAUGAUAUGAGCGAUGGCAAUGGUAGUGGGCUCCCUGUAGUUCGUGUUGAACUGUUGGUUUGACAUUGUUUUUCAAUGGCCCAUUCCAUGUGCUGUCAACUCACAGGCUGGAUCUAUCUCAGCUGCUGGCCUGAGGACCUCUUAUCUAUCUCCUCGAGUGCUUUGCACUUUUCAUCA